Messenger RNA from Oncorhynchus nerka (sockeye salmon), 4339 nucleotides. Its product is annotated as sodium- and chloride-dependent creatine transporter 1. Gene Ontology annotation, cellular component: plasma membrane. The coding region runs from base 542 to 2596 and encodes 684 amino acids. The record is from RefSeq and is a predicted model, not a curated record. The transcript is spliced from 14 exons. NCBI's taxonomy places the organism in Eukaryota, Metazoa, Chordata, Actinopteri, Salmoniformes, Salmonidae. Gene Ontology annotation, molecular function: gamma-aminobutyric acid:sodium:chloride symporter activity. Gene Ontology annotation, biological process: sodium ion transmembrane transport.
GGAGGGGGGGGCAACCGAUAGACCGACGGAGCUGGAACCGCUCACAUCACAUUCUUCAUCUCAUCAGAGCCCGGUGAAGGACCUACCCAGCAUACAACAUCACUUAGCUAGCUAGGUUAUUGGACCUCUGACUAAACGAUACGAAUAGCGACCUAAACCUCUCGAUUUACUAGCUAGCUAGCUAGCUAUCAUUUUCAUUUACUGUCAUCCAUGAGAUUCUUCAGGCUAUCAUUCAAGUGCUUCGUCGACUGCUUUUGAAUUCCCUCUCCCCAACGUCUGACGCGACGCUUUGUAAAUAUUGCAUUUAUUGUUGAAGGGCACCAACUCGUUAUGAUAAAUUAAAAAAUAUACAUUUUUUUUGAUAACAAGAAGGCGAAAAAGAAACCAAGGAAAGAACUGGAGAACUGCAUAGCUUCUCUCUCUGUCUCUCUCCCCCUCUGAGGCGCACUGAGUAUCUUGAUAGCGUCACUAGCUACUAGCUAGCUGCACUUGGCUCUACCCACCUAACGUUACCCGGUUUAUUUAAACCUAAUCAAUCAACAUGUCGCCAGAAGUGGAAGAGAACUCCCCAGGUGAUGUACGGCUCUCCCAGAUGGAAGCAGGGAUUCCAUCUGAGGAGGAGGGUGGUGUGGCUCGCCCCCUAGUCCCUGUGCCUGGGGUUGGGGUGGGGGCAGGGGGGUGUGAGGGAGGGGGAGGACAGACCCAAACACAGCCUCAGGUCCAGGCUACAGCAGUACCGUAUGUAGAGAGAGAGACCUGGACCAGACAGAUGGACUUCAUCAUGUCCUGUGUGGGCUUCGCUGUGGGGCUGGGCAACGUGUGGCGCUUCCCUUACCUCUGCUACAAGAACGGUGGAGGCGUGUUCCUGAUCCCCUACAUGAUUAUUGUGUUCAUCGGAGGUAUUCCCGUGUUCUUCCUGGAAAUCGCUCUUGGUCAGUUCAUGAAGCAAGGAGGGGUCUCUGCAUGGAACAUUGCCCCUCUCUUUAAAGGUCUUGGCCUGGCCUCCAUGGUAAUAGUGUUCUUCUGUAACACCUACUACAUCAUGAUCCUGGUGUGGGGCCUGUACUUCCUGCUUCACUCCUUCACCAACCCAUUACCCUGGGCUACCUGCGGGCACCCCUGGAACACCCUCAACUGCACCGAAAACUUCCGCCGGGCUUGCCACAACCGCAGCACCCUGCCUCUCCUCUCCUCCACCCCCGAUCCCUCUAUCCCCACCUCCCUCCUCUCGUCGGUGGUAUCCUCCCCGCUCAACCUCUCAUCCUCUACUCUGCUCCUCUUCAACGGCAGCUGCGUGGAACCAGAGGGCAUGCGCUCGCCAGUCAUUGAGUUCUGGGAGCGUAAGGUGCUCCGUCUCUCUGGUGGUCUGGAUGAGCCUGGUGACAUCAGCUCUCACAUGGUCCUCUGUCUGAUCGCCACCUGGGUUAUUGUUUACUUCUGCAUCUGGAAGGGAGUCAAAGGCACAGGCAAGGUAGUGUACUUCACAGCUCUGUUUCCUUACCUGGUCCUGGUGGUUCUGUUGGCCCAUGGUGUAACCUUACCUGGAGCGCUGGAUGGGAUUGUGUACUAUCUGAAACCAGACUGGUCCAAACUCUGGGAAGCCCAGGUGUGGAUCGAUGCUGGCACUCAGAUCUUCUUCUCCUAUGCCAUUGGUCUGGGUGCUUUAACUGCCCUUGGCAGCUACAACCGCUUCCACAACAACUGCUACCAAGAUGCGUUUGUUCUAGCCAUGAUCAACAGUGGGACCAGUUUCUUUGCAGGGUUUGUGGUGUUCUCAGUGCUGGGCUUCAUGGCUGCAGAGCAGGGGGUCGACAUCAGCAAGGUGGCUGAGAGUGGUCCAGGCCUGGCCUUCAUAGCCUAUCCCAAGGCUGUUACUCUGAUGCCUAUGGCUCCAGUCUGGGCAGCGCUCUUCUUCUUCAUGCUGUUGGUACUGGGCCUGGAUAGCCAGUUUGUUGGGGUGGAGGGCUUUGUCACGGGGGUCAUGGACAUGCUACCGCCCAAAUCUAUGGCGGGCUCGCUGCGUCGUGAGGUUGUCGUGGCGAUAUGCUGCAUCACCUGCUUUUUCAUCGACCUCUCCAUGGUAACAGAGGGAGGGAUGUAUGUGUUCCAGCUGUUUGACUACUACUCUGCCAGUGGGAUCACACUGCUCUGGCAGGCCUUCUGGGAGUGUGUGGUGGUGGCCUGGGUCUAUGGUGCAGAUCGUUUCAUGGAUGAUGUGGCUCGUAUGAUUGGCUACCGGCCGAUGCCCUACAUGAAGUGGUGCUGGUCCUACAUCACGCCCCUUGUUUGUGUGGGAGUGUUCCUGUUCCACGUGGUGAACUACAAGCCCCUGACCUAUAACUCAGUGUAUACCUACCCCUUGUGGGGGGAGGCGCUGGGCUGGUGUCUGGCCCUCUCCUCAAUGCUCUGCAUCCCCAUCACUGUCCUCUACAAACUACUGCGAUGCAAAGGAUCCUUCACAGAGCGUUGGCAGCACCUGACCACUCCGGUGUGGGGUCGACAUCACAUGGAGUACUUGGCUCCUGAGUCUGAGGCCAAACUGCUGCCCCCUAAUGGCCAGACCAAAAACACUUUGCUGUUUGAGAGUGUCAUCUGACCAUCUGAGCCCCACAGAAUCCACCCCCUCGUUUCCCACUCAGAACCCUACGUCCCAAAUACACACUCACACAAACACACAUAGAUACAUACACACACCCUGCCUUGGCCCAUCCAUAAAUGCACAGGAAGGCCACUCUGAAGCCGAUCAAACACACACACUGAACAGCCCUGGACCAAUGGACCAAAGAAAAGAUGGGACAAAAGCUCAAAUACACAAUCAAUACAGGCUGACAUUCUUUCUGUUUUCCUCUACCUCUCUCUCUCUCUCAAGGGCUCUGAGUCUCUGUGCCUCAGUGCUGUCCUUUCCUGCCUCGUCCUGUGAUUGUGUUGUGAUGUCGAAUGCAGCUGCGAUAUUUGCCCCCCCAUCCCACCUCCACUGUGCCUCUCCCUUUCUCCUCUCUUGUCUGUGUGUGUCCCUCUCCUCCAUGUGUAAUGGAUUCUGUGGGGCGGUUCAGUGCUGCUGACCCAGUCUGUAGUAACCCAACAUACCCUGUUGAUGGUGCUGAAUGAGUAUUACUGAUCCCAAGCUGGCAAACACUUAUCUGUCUACUGUAGAUCUGACUGUGUGUGUGUGUGUGUGUGUGUGUGUGUGUGUGUGUGUGUGUGUGUGUGUGUGUGUGUGUGUGUGUGUGUGUGUGUGCGCGUGUGUGACUAAAGGAGAGAGGUACUGUGCUCUAUGUUAUCUGUGUCCGUCUUUGACUCUGAGCUCAACCUGUCACCCGACCACUAUUUUCUAUCCUCCCUCAUCAGUCAAACUGUUAAGAAACUUCCCUCUGUAAAUUAGAAAAACAGCUAAGCAUCACCACUUUCAGUGUAACUAACUAACUUACUAACUUAAGUGUCUUGAGUAUUGUGUGAGUCUGUGAAUCAGUGUUAAUAUUGGGGAGGGGAUUGUAAUCAGCAUUUCCACCUUGUGAGAGAGAGAGAAGCCUACUGAUUUAGAAAGAGAGAGAGGGAGGGAGGGAGAAGCCUACUGAUUUAGAAAGAGAGAGAGGGAGGGAGAGAAGCCUACUGAUUUAGAGAGAGGGAAGGGGAGAGAGAGAGAAGCCUACUGAUUUAGAAAGAGGGAGAAGGAGGGAGAGAGAAGCCUACCAAUGGAGAAAGAGAGCGAGGGAGAUGGAGGGAGAGAAGCCUACCAAUGGAGAAAGAGAGCGAGGGAGAGGGAGGGAGAGAAGCCUACCAAUGGAGGGAGAGGGAGGGGGAGAGAAGCCUACCAAUGGAGAAAGAGAGCGUGGGAAAGGGAGGGAGAGAGAAGCCUACCAUUGAAGAGCGAGGGAGAGAGAGAAGUAUACCGAUGGAGAAAGAGAGAGGGAGGGAGAGAGAAGCCUACCAAUGGAGAAAGAGGGAGGGAGAGAAGCCUACCAAUGGAGAAAGAGAGCAAGGGAGAGGGAGGGGGAGAGAAGCCUACCAAUGGAGAAAGAGAGUGUGGGAAAGGGAGGGAGAGAGAAGCCUACCAUUGAAGAGCGAGGGAGAGGGAGAGAGAGAGAAGUCUACCGAUGGAGAAAGAGAGGGAGGGAGAGAGAAGCCUACCAAUGGAGAAAGAGAGCGAGGGAAAGGAAGGAAGAGAGAAGCCUACCAAUGAAGAGCGAGGGAGAGGGGGGGGAGAGAGAGAAGCCUACCAAUGGAGAGAGAGAGCGGGAGGGAGAGAGAAGUCUACCAAUGGAGAAAGAGAGAGAGGGAGAGCAAUGUGUCUUAAUGCCAAGCCAAGAGAGAAGCAAUAAAAGACCAGAUGGAAACUUUA